AUGCGCAGCCUCGAUCGCGAGAUUCGACUGCUGGAUCUCCUCCCCGGCGAAGGGGCUGCUGCUAUCCGAUGCACAACCCGCAUAGUCGCGCUAGACUCGCAUCCCGAGUUCGAAACCGUGUCGUAUGUCUGGGGCGACCGCAACGGGGAGCAAUCCAUCGAGGUUUCUGGCACCUCCAUCCCGGUCACGAGGAACCUGCAUGCCGGGCUGCUGCGCCUCCGCGACUCGACUGCUAAACGCACGCUGUGGAUCGAUCAGAUAUGUAUCAACCAGUGGGAUCUGGAAGAGAAGGCGGCGCAGGUGGCGCUCAUGCGCGACAUCUACAGGCAGUGCACGCGGUGCGUGACGUGGAUGGGCGAGCUGGUGAGAGACGGGAGCGAAGUCCAGGUCCGCGACGCAGAGGCAGUGUUUACUUUCCUGGAGCAAACCGCCGCAGCGACAGUCACGCCGCUGGAUGGCCUGCCAGUGCUCUUCCUGGACUCAGAAGAAGGCGAGGCCGCGCGGGAAGCCUUCAGGAGCUUCUCCAUGUACGGCAAUCCGUGCGCCCAGAACUGCGACUACACUGUCGCAGUACCCCGGCUAUUCGCACACGUCACACGCGAUCUCAUCAGACACGAACAAGGCCUGCGGCCGCUGCUGGGCGCCUGCGAGAUGCCGCACGCGUCCGCCGCCACACCCUCGUGGGCCAUCGACUUCGCGCGCUGCAACCGCAUCGGCAAGCGCCAGAUGACGUGGUGGGGCCACUCGCACCGCUACGCCGUCUUCUCCGCGUGCGGCGACCACGGGCUCGAAGAGCUCGACACCGACCCGGAGACCCUGGGCCUGAGAGGCGUCUACGUAGACGAGGUGCGGGCCACCGUCGCGCUGCUCCGCGUCGACCCCCAGGACGCAGUGGACCCCGGCGCACUCCGCGAAGCCAUCGCCGCCUGCGCCCAGCUGCUGGCGCAGUACCGUGCUUCGGGGCAGGCUGCGGCGGUGUACGAAGACGGCUUCUCGUGGGCCUCCGCGUUCUGCAGGACGCUGGUCGGCGACUUGCUCAUGGACGAGAUGCCCGUGGGCAGACUCGCAUCGCUGGGGCGCGAGCGGCUGCAGGACGCUUCCCCGAAGGAUCUCUCGCACCUCGACCCCAAAACUCUAUCCACCCACCUCCGCGAAUCCCUCACCGGCAGCCUAGAAAACCAGACCUUCUUCGUCACGCGCACGGGCCGCAUCGGGAUUGGCCCCGCGCCGACGCGGAGGGGGGAUGGGGUGUGGGUUCUCAGCGGGGGGCGGGUGGUGUUUGUUCUAAGGGGCGAAGGUAGGGGCCCGCGCAGCGCAGAGCCUCAGCGGCUCACGCUCGUCGGCGACGCGUAUCUGCACGGCUGCAUGGACGGCGAGGCCGUGCGGGCCGGGGCGGCGUGGGAGCGGGUGUGGAUCUGCUAGGGUGCCUGCGGUUCCUGCGGUUCCUGCGGUACCUACGGUGCGGUGCUGGGGACGCGCGGUGCGGUACUGGGGACUCUUUAAACGCGUACAGUAGUACGCUAAUAUGCGCCGGCACGGGUUGUGCGGGACGCGUGCACUGCACAUCGGACACUGCACGCCCGCACCACACUCGGAUACAAGGGG
This is a messenger RNA of Boeremia exigua, 1605 nucleotides long. Its product is annotated as heterokaryon incompatibility protein-domain-containing protein. The record is from RefSeq and is a predicted model, not a curated record. The transcript has 4 exons. The coding region runs from base 1 to 1422 and encodes 473 amino acids. NCBI's taxonomy places the organism in Eukaryota, Fungi, Ascomycota, Dothideomycetes, Pleosporales, Didymellaceae.